ACAGCAGCAGAAGAAACUUCGACGGCCAAAAGCAGAAAGUAUUUGAAGCCAGUGCACCACCAGCAUGGACAUGUCGUUCCGCUGACACAGCAUCAGGGACCGGAUUAGAAGAGGCCUAAUAUUGUGAAUCGUUUACAGUAUUCCUCUGUGGACAACCACCUGCUUCUACUUUCAUCGUGCUUCGUAGCCUCGCGUGUUGUCAUGUCGUCGAUCUACAAGGCAUUCGACCGUACAGUCAGAGACAUAAAGCGAGAGGUCAACAAGAAUGUGCUCAAGGUUCCCGAUGCCGAACGAAAGACCCUGGACGCGACGACCAACGAGCCCUGGGGGCCUCACGGUCAGCUGCUCGUCGACCUCGCGCGGGCGUCGCACAACCCGAUCGAGUACUCCAUGGUCAUGAACGUGCUGUGGAAGCGAUGCCAGGAUGUCGGCAAGGACUGGCGCCACGUGUACAAGUCGCUAGUGGUGAUGGAGUACCUGGUGGCGCACGGCACAGAGCGAGUCAUCAGAGACCUCCGCGACCGCUCUGCCUUAAUCCAGAGCCUGUGUGACUUCCAGUACAUCGACAGCGCCGCCAAGGACCAGGGCCUCAACGUGCGCACCAAGGCGCAGGCGCUGCUGGCGCUGCUCAGGGACUCGGCGCGCAUCGCUGAGCUCAGGGAGCGCGCUGCUGCCACCCGCAACAGGUUCAAGGGUGCGUCAGCGAUGGGUGCAGGGCGGGCAUCGAACCCGUAUGGCGACCACGAGCCCGAGAGGCAGUCCCGGGACUCGCACCCGGCAGCCAGCUAUGGCAGCAACAGCUACGGCGGCGACGGCAGGAGUGUGUACAGCACGGGCUCUGCUGAGAGGGUUCACUCCACAGACAGCGGACACAGUGGACGGGGCAGCGGCGAGGGGGACAGGCCUUAUGGAGGGAAGGAGAGGCACGGGGGGGAGGAGGAGGUGGAGCACAGCAGCACGGGGGGCGGUGGUGCAAGGGCGAGGGGGCACGAGGGGGAGGGUGCGGCUGGCAGCAGUGCAGGCGGGGGCGGGGGCGGGUUGGGCACGCCUCAGAGUGCACCCAGGCCUGCUGCUGUGGCCGGCGCUGCAGCUGCCAGCGCCAGCCCGUUUGAAGAGGAGGGCUUCUCGGCAAGCAGUGCCUACGGCCCAGGCCCAACACAGCCCUACACCUACCCGCCCUCCGAUGCCCCUCCCCCUGCUGCUGCUGCUCCGCCUGCAGCAGUUGUGUCCCCCGGUGGGGGCGGGGGCUUUGAUGACGACGACUUUGACCCGCGCUCCGCACCACAGCAGCCACCGCAGCAGCAGUGGCAGCAGCCACCUGGGGCAGGGUUCGGAGAGCCACCUGCCUAUGGCGAUUCCUCCUUCCCAGCCACGUUCUCACAGCUCCCGCAGCAGCAGCAGGCACAGCAACAGCCAGACCAUUACCAGCAGCAGCAGCAGCAGCAGCAGCAGCAGCAGCAGCCUCCCCAGCAGUAUCAGCAGCCACCUCAACAAUAUCAGCAACCACCUCAGCAAUAUCAGCAGCCACCUCAGCAAUAUCAACAGCCACCUCAGCAGUAUCAGCAGCCACCUCAGCAGUAUCAGCAGCCACCUCAGCAGUAUCAGCAGCCGCCUCAGCAAUACGGCCAGCCAAGUCAGCAGUACCAGCAGCCACCGCAACAGCAGCCGCCAGCAGCAACACGCAUCAGCCCCCCGGCUGCCACACCUGGUGCUCCUGCUGCUGCAGCAUCACCGGGCUCUCAGGAGGGCUUCCAGGCCUUCCCACCCGAUGGGCCCCCACCCUACUCCUUCUCGUCUGAACAGCCCCUGCCACAGCAGCAGCAGCAGCAGCAGCCAGCAUUCACGGCUCCUGGUUACCCAGACCCCGCUCAGGCUGCUGCGCCCUAUGCGUUCUCGGCCUCAGAUGCUGCACCUCUCUCCACCCCUGCUCCCGCUCCUCCCCCUCCCACCGCCCUUCACUCCGCUCCCCCCGCCUCCGUGCCAGCACCUGCUUCAGCAACCUCCCCUGUUGCUGAGGGAGAUGGUGGUGCGAGUGCGAGUGCGGAUGUGAAGAAGUCGAGUGUGUUCUCCGACGUGCUCAGCGCCGGCCUCGUGGACCUCAACAUCUCCAGAGAGCCGGACGACCCGCUGAGUUCGGUGGGCGUGAUGCCCAAGUCAAAGCUGAGGUCCGCGCGCGAGCGCAAGGAGGAGAGCGCCAGGCAGCAAGGCCAGGGGCAGCAGGGCGGGCAGCAGGGGGGUGUGCCCGCUGCCAUGGGGCGCGCUAUGGGGCCCGGUGCUGGUGCUGCUGGCAUGGGUAUGGGGGCAGGCAUGGGGGGCAUGGGAGGUUUGGGAGGCAUGGGCGGCGGGAUGGGAAUGGGAGGAGGAAUGGGAGGAAUGGGGGGGAUGGGGGCUAUGGGUGGAAUGGGUGGUGGUGGUGGUGGCUAUGGUAUGCAGGGUGGUGGGUACGGGGGUAUGGGGAUGGGCGGUGGAGGCAUGGGAGCGAUGGGAGGGCCCAUGGCAGGAAGCAUGGGCAUGGGAAUGGGAGGUGGUGGAUAUCCAAAUCCCCAAGGUGGCUAUCCGGUGGGUAACUACCAGCAACCCGGUUACCAACAGGGCAAUUAUGGCACUGGAUACAACCAAGGCACAGGCUAUGGUUAUUGAGUAUGGUCCCUGCAUUUCCAAACAUACUUGUGGCGCAUAUUUUUCCAGUAUUUUCUGUUCCUGUAUUUGCCCAAAUAUAGUACUACGUGGUCAUACCGGUAGUACUGACGUAGAGAAUGUCGUCGACGUAGGCGACGAGUAAAAUAUAGUUGCUGCUGUCGGCAGGCCCCCAAAUUGCAGCCUUUUUAUGCUGAUUCAGCCUUUUUUCAGGCCUUUUUCUGGUACUUA
Molecule: messenger RNA, 2868 nt
Organism: Closterium sp. NIES-67
Lineage: Eukaryota; Viridiplantae; Streptophyta; Zygnematophyceae; Desmidiales; Closteriaceae
Source: the annotation of a GenBank genome assembly